Messenger RNA from Mus caroli (Ryukyu mouse), 1074 nucleotides. It is a transcript of the gene Tppp3, whose product is annotated as tubulin polymerization promoting protein family member 3. Gene Ontology annotation, cellular component: microtubule. Gene Ontology annotation, molecular function: tubulin binding. Lineage: Eukaryota; Metazoa; Chordata; Mammalia; Rodentia; Muridae. Gene Ontology annotation, biological process: microtubule bundle formation; positive regulation of protein polymerization; microtubule polymerization. The record is from RefSeq and is a predicted model, not a curated record.
GAGACAGCCUAGGGGGUGGGACUCACUGUCUCUAUGGUGACCGAGAAACAGGGGAUAAUACUACGGAGCCGCCCGGGCUGCAGUCCCGCCCGGGAGCCGGCAGGGAGCGGAGCUGUGGAGCCUCCUGGUCUCCAGCAUCAGUUCCUGGGUCCUGUCCGAAGGCACGCUCAGGAGCAGCCAAGCCGUAGAAGCCGGGUGGCAUGGCAGCGAGCACGGACAUAGCUGGGCUGGAGGAGAGCUUCCGGAAGUUUGCCAUCCAUGGCGACCCCAAGGCCAGCGGGCAAGAGAUGAACGGCAAGAACUGGGCCAAGCUGUGCAAGGACUGUAAGGUGGCCGACGGAAAGGCCGUAACGGGUACUGACGUCGACAUCGUCUUCUCCAAAGUCAAGGCGAAAUCUGCUAGAGUAAUCAACUAUGAGGAGUUCAAGAAGGCCCUGGAAGAGCUGGCAACCAAGCGGUUCAAGGGGAAGUCCAAAGAGGAGGCCUUUGAUGCCAUCUGCCAGCUGAUAGCGGGCAAGGAACCGGCCAACAUUGGCGUCACCAAAGCUAAAACGGGUGGUGCUGUGGACCGGCUGACGGACACCAGUAAGUAUACCGGCUCCCACAAAGAACGCUUUGAUGAGAGCGGCAAGGGAAAGGGCAUCGCUGGACGGCAGGACAUCCUGGAUGACAGUGGCUACGUGAGUGCGUACAAGAACGCAGGCACCUAUGACGCCAAGGUGAAGAAGUGACACCCUGCCAAAGCCCCCAGGAAGGCUGUCCCACUGGAAGCCCAGGCCUGGGGUCCAGGGUCACAUGGAGCAAGAAAGCUUGGCUCCCUCCCUGCUGGAUCUGCCACCAAGAGCUUCCUGCCCAGUCCCAGGGCCAUCCCAUCAGGCCUCUGACCCAGACUGCUGUGUCCCUUCUUCCUGUCUCCCUGUUGUCUGUCUGGGAAUCAGUGCCUAUAUCCUCACCGCCCCAGCCUGGUCCCAGGCAUGGCUGACUCUUGCCUGCUUGCCUCAUAUUUAAGCUGCUGCUCUGGCCAAGUGCCUAAUUCUUACCCAGACCUCAAUAAAGAUACCUUUUGUACCAGGA